This is a messenger RNA of Apis dorsata (giant honeybee), 3671 nucleotides long. RefSeq names its product protein eyes shut (gene eys). Lineage: Eukaryota; Metazoa; Arthropoda; Insecta; Hymenoptera; Apidae. Gene Ontology annotation, cellular component: plasma membrane; protein-containing complex. Bases 28 to 3636 code for a protein of 1202 amino acids. The transcript is spliced from 16 exons. The record is from RefSeq and is a predicted model, not a curated record. Gene Ontology annotation, molecular function: calcium ion binding. Gene Ontology annotation, biological process: heterophilic cell-cell adhesion; establishment or maintenance of epithelial cell apical/basal polarity.
ACAUAAAAAUUAUUAUUUUUAUUCAGAAUGCAUUAUAAAAGGGUGAACAUUGAAAAAUUUAUAAAUGAAAAAUCUUUUAUUCUGGCAAUAUUUUUCCUCUUAACGAUCGGUUUUUCACGAGGUCUGAAUUGUAGCGGAGAUCCUUGUAUGUACGGAAUAUGUUUAGAAGAUAUAAACAGCACUUAUUCUUGCUAUUGUAUCGAUGGUUACACUGGAAUCAAUUGCGAAAUCAAUUGGAAUGAUUGUUGGUCUAAUCCUUGUUUAAACGGAGGAACAUGCAACGAUGCUGUUGCUGCUUAUAACUGCACUUGUGCCGAAGGGUUUGUAGGUAUAAACUGCGAGCAAAAAUAUAGCGAAUGUUCGAAUCAACCCUGUCUAAAUAACGGAACUUGUCUCGAUUACGAUGGUAUUACUUGUCAAUGUCCUGAUGGGUACUCAGGAGAUUAUUGCGAAAUUGACGCUUCGGUUUGUAAUAAUACAAUAUGUAAAAAUGGAGGUGAAUGUGUGGAAGGACCUGGAUUUUCUUUCUUUUGUCGUUGUUCUGAAGGUUGGACAGGUCGAUUAUGUGAUGAAGAUAUCGAUGAAUGUAUUACAUUGCCAUGUAAGAAUGGUGGUCUUUGCAUUAAUAUUCCUGCGUCGUAUACUUGUGCUUGUUUGUUUGGAUAUACAGGUAAAGAUUGCGAUAAAACGAUUGUACCCUGCGAAGAAAAUCCUUGCAAAAAUAAUGCAGUAUGCUUAUUCGAGGACGAACGUCAAGUUUGUUAUUGUGUACCAGAUUAUCAUGGUGCAUUAUGUGAAUUAAAAUAUGAUGAUUGUGAAUCCAAAUUUGCAAACUGUGAGAACGGAGGUACUUGUAUCGAUGGUAUCAACAGUUUUACUUGCGUUUGUCCAAUAUUUUAUAGUGGACCAUUUUGCAAUAUCUAUGAUUUUUUAUCGACUACUUCGUUUUUCGAAGAAACAUUUGAGACUGAUAACGAAGAAAGAAGUACUGCUUUUACUUUACUUGUAAAAUCAUCGGCACUGCCAAAAAUUGAUACAUCAUUGUCAAUGAGUACUUCCAUAGAAACGCAACCUUCAACUUCCUUUAAAAGUACCAAUCAUUUCUAUACAAUAUGGUACCCUUUUAUAGAAACAACCACCUCAAGUUAUAAAAACGGUGUUAAUUUUUUUAGUAGUAGUACUACUACUACUACUAGUAGUAGUAGUAGUAGUAGUAGUAGUAGUAGUAGUAGUAGUAGUAGUAGCGAUACUAGUAAUAACAUUAGCAAAAGCAGUGUAGAAAGUACUCCAUUUAUUACCGAUAUUUCGACUAUGUAUCCUGUUACAAGUAAAGAGAUAUCUCAAACUGAAAUGAUCUCGUUAGAAUCUCGAACAUUUCCUAAUGUUUCAAAUGAAAUUCAUUCGACUUCAACAUCAAAAAUUGAAACAGAAUAUUCGACACACAAAUUAAUUCAUAAUGAAACAAAUACAACUGAAAUUAUUUAUCAAGAGAAUGAUGGUAGAACGUUUAAGUUUAUCAAUGAUACAUCAUUUUCUGAAGAAGGAAAUACGAUCGGAUAUAUUUCAAAUACAAGAUAUUAUACAGCUGUAACUAAAGCUGUUAAAAAGACGACAGAAGAAUCUACAAUGAUAGAAACUAAAACUAAUAGUACUUCAUUUUCCACUAGUACAUCUUUUUUAAAUUUUACGGAAUUUUGGAAAAAUAAAAGCUCGGAUUCAAAUAUGUCACUAAUAGAAGUGCCAAAAACUACAUCUUAUUCAUUAAUAGAUAAAUGGUCAUCUAAAGAACUAUCAAAAUCUUCAAGUACAGAAAGUUCUACAUUUAGUAGUUCUACUUUUACUAAUAAUAUUUCUUCAGUUGCAACAAUUAAUAGUUCUAUAAAACCAACAUUUGAAAUCUAUCAAAUGAAUACUACCAAUAAAGAAGAUGAACAAUUUUUAACAAAAGAUAAAUCAGUAACAAUUUCAGAAAAUUCUAUCAUUCCUAAAUGUUAUGGAAUAUUGUGUCCAAAUUCCACAGUAUCACCUAUACGCAACGAUAAUAAUUGUAAUUGUUCGUAUCAUAAAAAUUGUAAAACUGAUCCAAAUAUAAUGCGCGCGGCAUUUAAUGGAAAAUCUUACGCAAGACAAUAUGUAGAUGUAGAAAUUUCAAACGAUAAUAACGCAACGUUAAAAAUUUUUGUAAGACUUAGAACGCAUUUUAAAGAUGGUAUUAUAUUACAUGUUUAUUUCGACGAUGAAAAAUAUGCUUUGGUAUAUUUAGAAUAUGGUUCUUUAAAGUUUCAAUUCUCCUGUGGAGUUGAAACUAUGUUACUUGGUGAAAUAGACUCGCCUAUUAAUAAUGGAUACGAAGCAGACAUAGAUACAAGAUUUGAAUAUUUCAUGAAAAAUGAAACCAAUAAAUGUUCGGCUCGUUUAUUAGUAAAUGGAACAACAGCAGUUAGUGGAGAACAAAUUUUACCAUUACAUGGAAAUCUUCCACGACAUGCUAAUUUACAUUUAGGUGGUAUACCAUUGGUAUUUUCCCAUUAUUUUGCCCAUGUCUCUAUGGGAUUUACAGGUUGCAUGAAUUCACUAAAGGUGAAUGAUAUAUCACGUCAUUUUAUUCACGAUUCAAUUGAAACAUUUCAAAUUGAAGAUUGUAUAUCAUUUCUAUGCUUGUCAAAUCCAUGUCAAAAUUUUGGUGCAUGUAACGAAAUAAAUAAUACUGUGCAUUGUAGAUGUAUAGCCGGAUACACCGGUCUUUUUUGUGAACGUUCAACAUGUGAUGAAAAUCCUUGCGCUUUGGGUGCAACUUGUAUCAAUUCACCAGGUACAGGUUUUGUUUGCGUUUGUCCACUUGGAACUCAUGGGCUUUUAUGUGAAAAAGAUACUGUUAUAAUGCGACCAUCAUUUUCGGUACUUGUACCUGGAUUCUCAUCAUAUAUUGCUUAUGGAAUUUCAAAUUCUAUAAAAGAUACAAUGGAAUUGAAACUAAAAUUUAUACCGCGUACUUAUGAGCAAAUAUCUUUAAUAGCUUAUUUAGGACAAAGUGGAUCUCAUCAAGAUUUAUCAGAUCAUCUUUCCAUAACAUAUGUUCGUGGUUAUAUUAUGUUAACAUGGGAUUUAGGAGCAGGUGUACGAAGAAUAUUUACAAAUGUUUCUUUGAUUACUACAACAACGGCAACAAUGAAUAAAAAUAUAGCAUACACAAUUCGAAUUGGAAGAAGAGGUCGAGAUGCAUGGCUUGCAGUAGAUGGCAUAGGCAAUGUAACUGGACGAGUGGCUGGAUCUAUGACUCGACUCGAUGUAUCACCAAUACUUUAUAUUGGUGGACACAAAUCAAAAAACUUUGAAUCUUUACCUCAUGAUUUACCACUUCAUACUGGAUUUUCUGGUUGUAUAUUUGACAUUGAACUACGUACAAAAACUACUAUUUAUCCAAUAACCAAUUCAAGCCCUGCAACAGGUCGUGGUGUUGGUGAAUGUCACAGAAAUGAAUGCAUUCAUCAUUUAUGUAAAAAUGGUGCAAUAUGUUUAAAUCAUGGAGCAACAUAUAGUUGUAUUUGUACAAAAGAUUGGAUGGGAUCUGACUGUUCCAUACCAAUAGAAACAUUAUCUUCUGUUAAUCCAAUUUCUUGCCAUAGUUCAAAAUAAUAAAAAUAUUAUGUUACUGUUUAAUUUUAUUUCAA